Spea bombifrons (plains spadefoot toad) is the source of this 2248-nucleotide messenger RNA. RefSeq names its product solute carrier family 16 member 14 (gene SLC16A14). The transcript is spliced from 7 exons. NCBI's taxonomy places the organism in Eukaryota, Metazoa, Chordata, Amphibia, Anura, Pelobatidae. Gene Ontology annotation, biological process: monocarboxylic acid transport; transmembrane transport. The coding region runs from base 510 to 2039 and encodes 509 amino acids. Gene Ontology annotation, molecular function: monocarboxylic acid transmembrane transporter activity. The record is from RefSeq and is a predicted model, not a curated record.
CUCAGCUUAAAUGCACAAAGUACCUUUCACCUACUUUUAACAUUUGAAACAUUACAGCUCGUCCCAAACUCCAAUAUACUUUAAAUGCCAACCUUAAGGACUCCGUAGAGUGGACUUUGCAUUGUGCUGACAUGCUGUUUUCUAGCAGCUCCCCGCACCCCGGCUCUACUCCCUGAGCCUAAUUACACAACGUCUGAACUCCAACAUGAUCCCAAAUAUGAACUGAUGUGAACACCCAUUCCAAGCCUGGGAGGAAACCAAAAUUCUCCUUUAAAUACUGGUUACUUUGUGAUUGUAGGAAAGAAGCAGUAGCAGAUAAGAUGGAUAGGAUUGUCACUGGGCAAAUAGUGCAAUGAAUGUGUGAAUCAUAGAAAACCACCUUUGCGGAACUGAACAUUGGUAUAAUGGGACGGUUUCAGAAUCCACUGUGGGUUGCACCCGGAUGCUGAUGGUGGCUACAGGAUGCAACAUUCAAAACAGAAGACUGUUCAUCAUAUAAUAAGCACAAGAUGUGCAACAGCAAAGCAGCUAUGGCAAAGGAGCCAGAUGUGAGUUUGAAGAACAAGGAGGAGAUACCAAGAAGGAAUCCCAACAUUGAUAGUGGCUGGGCAUGGAUGGUGGUUCUGUCUUCCUUCCUAGUCCAUCUACUGGUUAUGGGCUCACAGAUGGCUUUAGGAAUUCUCAACAUGGAAUGGUUAGAAGAAUUCAACCAAAGCAGAGGCCUAACAGCCUGGGUCAGUUCCCUCAAUAUGGGCAUCACUCUGAUUGUAGGUCCGUUUAUAGGAUUGUUCAUUAAUACAUGUGGAUGCCGUAAGACUGCAAUGAUUGGAGGGUUUCUGACGUCCCUCGGCUGGGUGCUGAGCGCUUAUGCUACUAACGUGCAUUUUCUGUUCUUUACGUUUGGAGUUACAGCUGGCAUUGGCAGUGGGAUGGUUUAUCUACCUGCAGUGGUCAUGGUGGGACAGUAUUUUCAGAAACACCGGGCUCUGGCACAAGGUCUGAGUACCACUGGGACCGGCUUUGGCACGUUCCUAAUGACGGUCCUGCUGAAGUACCUAUGUGCAGAGUUUGGCUGGAGAAGUGCAAUGAUUAUUCAAGGUGCAAUCACUCUCAACCUAUGCGUGUGUGGUGCUCUCAUGAGACCCCUGGACCAUGAGGAGAAGUAUAGUAGAGACUGUAAGGAGAAGACAAGUGGCCACAGAGAUAUCAAGGCACCCUCACUGCUAGAAAAUGACCCUGUCAAGGCAAAUGGUGUAUUGCAUGAGGAGGAGAGCGGUGAAAAAGUUGAUACCUUGUGGAACAAAGAGGACAUCAGAGAUGACAUUUUCAUUAAAGAUGUGGGCAGGCUGAGAAUGCUGAAGACCCUGACCCGAAUCACCAUCACCGUGAGAUCUGGCUUCUGGGCAUGGCACUCUAGCUAUUUUGGAACCGCCUCUCUUUUCACCAACAAAGUUUUUGUAGCUUUUGUCUUGUGGGCAUUGCUGGCCUACUGCAGUUUUGUAAUCCCCUUUAUUCACCUGCCAGAGAUUGUUGGGUUGUAUGGCCUGACAGAGUACAACAACAAUUUCCCCCUAACCUCCAUUAUAGCUAUUGUUCAUAUUUUCGGCAAGGUUUUCUUGGGUUUCCUUGGUGACCUGCCAUGCGUCAGUGCUUGGAAUGUCUUCAUUGCCUCAAAUUUUACCUUGGGCAUCUGCAUCCUCAUCCUGCCACUUAUGCAUGCGUAUGCCAGUCUUGCAAUAGUUUGUGCGCUUAUAGGGUUCUCUAGUGGAUACUUCUCUCUCAUGCCUGUUGUCACCGAAGAUUUAGUUGGAAUCAAGCAAUUGGCCAAUGCCUAUGGGAUCAUCAUUUGUGCCAAUGGGGUAUCAGCUCUUCUGGGACCUCCUUUUGCAGGUUGGAUUUACGACCUCACUCAGAAAUACGACUACUCGUUCUAUGUGUGUGGCUUGCUGUAUAUGUUAGGAAUUGUCUGCCUGCUCCUGGAACCCUGCCUGCGCUCAAAUAAAAAUUUGGAGACACCAACAGCAAACCCCAAAGCCUAAACAUGGAUUUAAUCACAUUAUUACUGCCAGAGGAUCCAUACUUUGUUGUUUUGACAUCGUCCAUUCAGAUGCUGGCUGUGUGUGUGUGCGUGUGUGUGUGUGUACGUGCUUACUUGGGUUGGUAUAGGAGGCGUACAACGUUUUUUUCAAAGGUUCAAGACAACUCCCCAAUGUUUGAAGUUGUUUCAUUUGACUUAAGUGUUAGCUUU